Molecule: messenger RNA, 8460 nt
Organism: Pocillopora meandrina
Lineage: Eukaryota; Metazoa; Cnidaria; Anthozoa; Scleractinia; Pocilloporidae
Source: the annotation of a GenBank genome assembly
GUCGUAUCUCUUCGAACACGUGGGAGAGGAAUCGUGGUCCUUUUUUUUUUGCGGGCUUGUUGUAAUCACUUCGAAAAUGGCGAAGUCUGACACUUCCAAGAAGGUAAGAAAAGUAUCUUUUCUCUUCUUUCCACAUUUUCGGGGUUCAUCUGGUGUAUAAACGUGGUUUAGAGAGGCAAUCUGUAAUGUUAAAUCGAAAUCAAAGUAAACUACAAGUCAACCAACAUGAAAGUAAGUUUCUCAAAUCUUCCAUGGGCUGUUUAAAAGCGCAUGGAGCUAUUUAAAAAAUGUGGUAUUUCCAUUGAGGUUAAGUUAUGAAGUGAGCAAAAGGAAAUCAAGGGCUUAGCGUCGCUGCAAAAAAUUGUUUCCCGGCAGCUGAGCACGUGUUUAAAUUGCGCAACACAAACGUCGUCAAACUUCUUUUUAACUCUUUAAAAUUUUGGCUUUUAUCUCUGGGAGGAAGAGUGUUGAUCAUUUUUAAGCGACGGAAUGUCGAGGUUGAAUUUUGAGCGGAACGACAAGGCUCAAAACCUUUUUGGUCACAUACUUUCAGCCGUUUAAACUUCAAGGAUCAGUGUUCAUCUAAUCAGUUGGCGAUUAUUCCGGCGAGGGGAAAAACAAGAGUAACUUUCUUUUCAUUGCGUAGUCUCUCUGUUCAACUUCUGUUUACCAUCCAAAGCAUGUUUACUCUCAAGCAUAGAAAACUGAUCCUCGGUGCACGUGUAAAUUCGUCUUCAAAGGAUUACAGAGAGACAGAAAAAGAGUUUGCAAUUGGAACUCGUAUUUCAUUAACAACCAGAAGUUGAAAGUGGUAGUUAAACCUCUGAAGAAGCGCUGCAAGAUUCGAAUGAUUUGGUGGCAGCUAGAGAAAACAUUUUGGCAACUAAAUUUACGACACAAGCCACCCAGGUAGUGACGUGUGUUCGGUGGUCAUGUAGGUAUGAAGUCAGAGAUAACAUUUACCGUGGUCACAAGAGUUUUAAGCCUUGUCAUAUCAUACGAAUCUCCAAAAACCAAUGCCAGCCAUUCUGCUUUUUCCAAAGACAAUUGCUGUGGUUAGCAGUUUUUUCUGUCAUGCACAAUUGCACUAAGUGUCUUUUUCCUUCUUUUAAUGACCAACAUUUGUUUCAAGCAAUCACUUGAUGAUUUUUGGUCACCACAUGGCAAUUUUCAAGUAAAAUAAACUUGGUAGCCCUGCUAAAGUUAAUUUUAAAAAGCUGAGGGUUGAAGGGAAGGUCCCUGAUCACAACAAAAUGCUGUCUACAUUUAGUUGUCAGAACAACUCUUCUCUUUGUUAAAAGGCCAAUGCUUGAAACACAUGCUUUUCAAAAUUAAUUUCAGAGAGUUAUAUAAAACUGGUAAUGUCCAGUUGUAGUUUAUCAUAGUGUUUCAGGAAUCUAAAACACAAUACAAAGGUUUAUUUUAAAAAAUGAUAACUUUGGUUACUGAUAACUGACCAUGGGAAUGAGUGGAACCCUUAUGAGUAGCACAUACUUGGGAUAUAUGGCCAUGUACAGGAGUUUGUUGUUGUGGCAUAAUACAUAAGGUGAACAAUCAUGAAUGUGAAAUUUAAAAAAAGCAGCCAAUAUGAUAGCACACAAAAAUUGAUAUUUUUAUUCAGGAAAAGGCAGUAGAUGUAUCUAAAAAGCUUGACAAAGAGAAAAAGUCCAAGGUUAAGGAACAGAAACCUCAUGCAAUUAAUGGAACAAAGAAAGUCAAGGCUAAAAUCCAGAAAAAGGCAGGUAAAGGAAAACCAGAGAAGCCUCCUCCAGUUCAGCCCCCUUCAGACUCAGAUGUAAGUGUAGAAAUACAGGUUCCCUUUGUUUGUUUUGUUUUGUCUUUUUGUAGUAUGGUAUGUCAUGAUAAGUAGGAAACAUUGGAAGAUGAGAUAAUGGAACCAUCAAAUGAAUUGAAGUAUCACUAUAGAUACACUAAGAUUUGUUAAUUACUUGAUGCGUUUUAUAUUUGAAGAUGUUGGAAAUAAAAUCAUAGGUGAACUUGGAAUAUUGACUGACCACCUAGCUGGCCUCUCAGGCUUAACAUUGUCUGAAUUAGGGCCAUGUGGUCAGUGAAUAGUCAAUCAGAUGUCUGGUGGUCAGUUUAAAGAAGUGUUGAUCAUUCAGAAAUCACUGUCUUCACAACAGCGAAGUGACCUACAUAGUUAUCUGGAGUGACCUGGAAUGUCAUUCAAUCCUUAAGAUACCUUAGUGUUCACCCUAUUUUGAUCAUACAGAAGAUACCUUUCAGGAAUUUACCUUUUUCACCUAAAUACCCUUUAUUAUUGGAUAAUUUACUUCUUUGAGAGAACAAGGUCUUGUGUCUUUUUAGCAUUGCUAUACAGUACAAGAUUUUACCUCUACACAUAUUUGAUUUUACCUCUACACAUAUUUGUAGAAAUUUUUUCAUGGGUCGCUUUCUGCUUUCUUCAUAUUUUUACCUUUUAAUGAAUAUCUUUUAUCCUCAACAGGACUCAAGUUCAGAUGAGGAUGAAGCUGGGUCAAGGUACUCAUCUAUGGAGUAUGAUUGGUUGGCAGUUCAAACCUUGAAAUUCAUUACAUGUGAAAGCUUUUUUGACCCUUCUAAUAGUAACUCAUCGUAAAAAUAUUUAAAAGUUCCUCUUUGUAAACAGCUACCUUCUAAAAUUGAGAAACAUUCAAAUUAAGUUGGUUUUUUGCAUCCUUACUUCAAUGUUUUGAAAUAUUUAACCUGCAUGAUGCUGAUUCAUUUAGAUAACAAAAGUAGCAGGGAAGAACUGAAACAAUUACACAGCUAAUAAAACAAUUACUGGUAUGACAAUUCACUCGUGGGUAUUUUCUGUCCAAAUCUAUUUGAACACCUUCUUGCUGGGCACAAAAAAGCCAGUUUACUUUGACUCAAAAUUGAAGUUCCAAGGUUGUUUCUUCCACUGGUGCACUCAAAUUUAAAAUGGCUAGGAUCCUGAUAACCUAAUCUUCCUCCUUAUCUUUCUGAAAUAAAAUACCUUAAGCAGUUUUUACUAAUAAUUACAUUAUCAUCUAUUAAUAGUAGAUUUUUUUUCAUUCUAUUUCCAGAAAACAAGCUAUCAUUAAAGAUCAAAAGAAGGAAAAACUCAGUGCACCACAAGUGCGGGGAAUUGAAAACACACAAGGUGACACAUCAAGUGAUGAGUCCUCCUCAAGUGAUAGUGAAACAGCCAUGAAGGUAACACCACAGCAGACAAACGCACAGUCUUCAGACUCUUCUGAUUCUUCAGAUGACAACAAGAAAACAAAAAUUACUACAAAGAAGAAGCUUAAAAAGAAAACUGAGCAAAAGAAGUCAAAUGGGAAACCAGCUGGAGGAGUGGCUGUUGAACCAUCUGCUGAUUCAAGCUCUGAUUCAUCAGAUGAAGAAGAAAAGAAACCUCUCAAAUCACAACAAGUAGUGAAGAAACCUCCUCCUAAGAGGGCAUCAUCAGAAUCCAGCUCAGAUUCCUCUGAUGAAAAGGAAGGAAAACAAAAAGCAGGGACAGAGAAUGGAAUUAAAAAAAUAAUGACGCAGCCUAAAGCAGCCUCUUCUGAAUCCAGUUCUGACUCUUCUGAUGAAGAAGAGGAAAAAACAAAAGCAGGCCCAGAGAUAAAGAAUAAAAAGAAUGCAGUCAAAGCUAAAGCAGCUUGCUCUAAAUCCAGCUCAGAUUCUUCCGAUGAAGAAGAGGAAAAAACAAAAGCAGCCCCAGAGGUUAAGAACAAAAAGAAUGAAGUCAAACCUACAGCAGCAUCCUCUGAAUCCAGCUCUGAUUCUUCUGAUGGAGAAGAGGAAAAAUCAAAAGCAGCUAUAGAUACUAAGAAUAAAAAGAAAGAAGUGAUUUCUAAGGCAGUUUCCUCAGAGUCCAGCUCUGAUUCUUCUGAUGAUGAAGAGGAAAAAUCAAAAGUAGUUGCACAGAUGAACAAUAAAAAGAAAGAAGUGAAAACCAAGAAAGCUUCUUCUGACUCCAGCUCAGAUUCAUCAGUUGAAGAAGAAGAAAAAUCAAAGGGAGUCACAGAGAUAAAAAAGAAAAAGAAAGAGGUGAUAACCAAGAAAGCUUCCUCUGACUCCAGCUCAGAUUCUUCAGAUGAUGAAGAGGAAGGACCUAAAGUAACAAAAACUCAGAAAGGAAAUAGUAGUAAUGAAGUGAAAUCUCAAGAAACAUCUUCUGAUUCUAGCUCUGAUUCUUCUGACGAAGAAGGUAGACAGAAAAGAAAUAAAAAUGGAAUUAAAAGCCCCAGUAAUAGGGCCUCAAAGGAAACCAAUGAGAAUUUGAAGUCUGAAUCAGAUUCAAGGAGUGAGAAUGAAGAUGAACCAGCUGCUGAGGAUACAACCCAGGCCAAGAAACGGAAGAACAAUUUUCAUGAGGAACCAGUCAAGGCCAAGAAAUCCAAGAAGCUGAAGGUAUAAAGUAGAAACAUUUGUCUUAAGGUUAAAACCCAGGGGUUUUAGACUUUGCUGGUUUUUAAAUGACCUUCCUUUGUGACUUUUUGUUGGACAUUUAUUGUCAGUUGACCAACUACUGUUGCUAUUUACAUACCCUAUUAUAGGAAAUUAACUAUUUACUUUAUUGAUUCAAUUUUGAAUCAACCUCUUUCAUCUGUAUUAUUGUUGCAACAACAUUCACUUCUAUAUGAAGGUUCAUAUUUUUAAUUGAUCCUUCAGCCAGUCAAUAGUAACUCUCUUGGUACAUCACAGUAGAUCAAUGCUUCUUUAAGUCAGUUGAGUCAUUAACCUGGAAAACUAAGAGCAUUGUUUCACAAGAUGACAAAACAGAGGGACCACAUCAGUGUUUUAUCUUCUCCAGGAGCCUUUGAUAGAAAAUGAGGGAGGAUAUAAACAAAAAAGAAAGGCAGACAGUUAUGGCGAAGAUUCUGGAGGCAAGAAAUUUAAACAAGAUGAUGAUGUUACUGAGAAAAGUAAGUUAAGUUUGUGUAAUGAAGUACCAUAAACGUCCAUGUAUAAGCCGCAUCCAUAGAUAAGCCACACCCCCAAUUUGGAAGCGCAGAAUUUGGAAAAAGAUAAAAACAAUACAGUUUGAAGUUUCAGUAGAGUUGUAUUGCUACAAACAAUCAAGGUUUCGAAACACCGACAUAGAAGUUGUGGCUACCUUUCACAUUAAUCAAGUCUAAAGAAAGCGAAACAGAAAAGAAAACCAACAAGUGCUUAGUGGCCAAGCUUUAAAUGUUGGGAGGAGUCUGGGCCAGGGCCUGGCCAUCGUCGACUCUACUGUUCAGGGAUACCAUGUGAAAAAGAUGUUUGGAAACCUGCAUUAGGCGAAAAACUUCAUGGUGAACAGGAGUCUGAUAAUGCAAUCGACAAAUUUGCCAUGAAGCUAGUAAAAAACAACGAGAGAUUCCUUGUAUGUUGGUGUUUAGUUGUUUGAGUAAAGCAAAAUUAAUCACUUUAAAGAACCCUUGGAGGGCAAGAUUCGCCGAUAAACACUUGAAGACACAAACAGCUCCUUUAGGGGCAACCACUCGAUGAAAAAGUCAAUGAACUACAGCAACACGCUCUCAGUUUCUUUUAUUUUUAUUUCUUAGCAUCUUAAGAAGUUUUAUGAAUAUUAAUUAGGUUUUUGAGAACUCCAAACACAGAUGUAUCCAUGGAUAAGCCACACCCUUGAUUUUUGGCUUCAAUUUUGUGAAAAAAAAGUGCAGCUUAUGCACAGACAUAUAUGGUAAAUGAUUGUUCUAUGAUACUGAAUUUUUUUUUAAACAGUUCAGUUCUGAUGAUCAGUUGUCUCAAAUAUUUAUGCUUUGACAGAAUUACUGAGCAUCUGGCCAAGACCAAAGUGUCCAUCUAUUUUUUAAGGUGUUUUGUUAACCAAACCUCUUCAUUUCUCAAGUAUACUCCGGAUACCUUAACUUUGAAGUGGUAACAUGAUUUUGCUCUCUAACAUCACAGCCAAGAUAUUAUCAUUAUUAUUAUUAUUAUUAUUAUUAUUAUUAUUAUUAUUAUUACAAUUAUUAUUUAACAAUUUAGGCAAGCUAUUUAAUUAUUGUUGUUGCUGCAUUUUGAUGCCAAAGAGAAUAUAUAAAAUGUUUCAGUUUCACUGUAUGUGGGAAAUUUGUCUUUUGACACCACUGAGGAAAGCCUGCGGGCUCUGUUUGAGGACAAUGGUGCAACCAUAGAAGAAGUGAGAAUCAUAACAAGAGAUGGAUUGUCCAGAGGGUAUAGUGAUGUUCCAUUUUCAUACAUUUUUGUUUAUGUACAAUAUACAAUUUACGCCUAUACAUGUAGAGGACCAAGAAAAGCUGGAAUUGUAUUUGUGCUCCAUGUUAUUAUAGUGUAACUUUGUAUAUUAAUUCAUGUAUCGUGUUGAUUGUACAGCAAUGUCUUGCCACAAAAAAAAAAAAACUUACAAUGUAAAGAAAUUUAGUGAGCACCUUUGUACAUGCACUCCCAACUUGACCUGAAUGUGAAAUUAACAUCCUGUUUACCAAUAAGAGGAAUUACAAUAUUUUAAAAUAUUUUUCUUUUGCAAGAGCUUUCUACUACUCACAUUCAAGUUUGCUAUGUUUGAAUUUUAGAUUUGGCUAUGUCGAUUUUUCAAGUCAUGAAGAAAGUCAAAAGGGAUUGGAACUUGAUGGUUCAGAACUUGAUGGCAGAGCAUUAAGAGUCAAUUUAGCAGAGCAAAGACGCAACCAAAAUGACAGAGGACACGGAAACUCGAGAGGCAGAGGUAGUUCUAACAGAGGCCGUGGUAAAAGUACUCCAUCAACCACCUUGAUAUGCCUUGGUCUAUCGUACAACACAGAUAAUGACUCAUUAAGGGGAGCUUUCCCAGAUAGUGUCAGCGCACGAGUCAUCACUGAUAGGGACACAGGCAAUCCAAGGGGGUAAGAAUCUCUACCUGCCUUUAGUGUUUGUUUUAUCCUUCAGUAUCUUGGCUUUGUUUACUGGGUGAUGUAGUGAAGGGAAGCUGUCAAACCGAGACCAUGCUUUACUGAUUGAGUGUUAGUGAAGUCAAUGCUGCAAAAUAAGGAAUGAAAUACACUUGUACAUACAAGUAGCCAAGCACAGGAAACUGAUUACUCAACAGAUGGCAAUUCUGUCUUAUUUUUGUAUAAGCAUCUAGAAAAUACUUUGCACAGUCCUCUAUUUUAGUUGUUUAGAAUCAUAGUGUUGGCUUUUUGUUUAUUACUUACGAUUGCAAAUGUGCCUUUUUGUGAGAUGUUUCAAUUAAUAUUUUCUUGGUUAUUGAAUAUUUAAAACUUGUUUGGGUCAUCAAUCCAAGUGGAAAAACCUUGCUCCGUUACUCACAGUACUAACAACUGGGUUAGUGAGGUAUGAAAUCCCCAGAAUAUGUUGUUUUGAUAAAUACAUGCAAAUGUCUCCUACACUUAAAAUUUUAUUGUGUAGAAUUACUUCUCUUGUUCUGAACCUCAUAAAAACCUUUAAACAAGGCAUUACUGAGUACUGGAAAGUAACUUAGCACUUAUUAUAUCCUUUCCAUUAAAUGUCUUAGUUGUAACUGGCGAUUAAACACUCUUCAUGUGACUUGUGCUAAUCCCUUUGUCCCAUGGCCUCUUUUCAGUUUUGGUUAUGUGGAGUUUAACAGUAUUGAGGAUGCACAGUCUGCAAUAUCCACAAUGGAAGGACAAGAAUUGGAUGGGCGUUUCCUUCGACUUGAUUUUGCAGAACCAAGAGGCUCCACACCUGGGAGUGGAGGUGGUAGAGGUGGCGGUAGAGGUGGUAGAGGAGGAGGAAGAGGUGGCUUUGGAGGCAGAGGAGGGGGAAGAGGUGAGUUUAUUUGUAAUUUUCGUGUCUUUUAUUGUACUUUAAGGUAGCUAAAAAGUUGAUUAAGUUUUUUUUUUUCAUUUUGGCACCUGUUAGGUAAGGUACUUUAUGUGGUCACCAAAGAGUGACUUUGUAAGUAGAGAGCCAGUUUGGUUAUGUAGCACACCUGUGGUGAUCACUGACCAUGUAAUACAACAUAUGAGUACACAGAGAAGUUUAAAUUUGUCACAAAGUUGCUAUUUUCUGCCGUCAAUACUCCAAGGAUCACUUUCUCUGAAAAUUGGUUAUAUCCAUGCUUAUAUGACUCAUGUGCCAUUACGCAUGCCACAGAACUCAGUCUGUUCUCUAAGCAGUUCUUAUAUUUUUGUUUCAGGGCGGGGAAGAGGAGGAUCUCCCUUCAGUGCCUCACGUAAAGGAAAUAUUCAGGAAUACAAAGGGACAAAGAUCUCAUUUGAUGAAUAGGUGGCUGAUACAUUUGGCCAAUUUUACCAUAUACCAUAAUGUGUAAAAAGUUAGAGGCUAUGAUUUAGAGUCUUUCUUCGCGCAUUCCAUCUCUGUGUUAGAAACUUCAUUAAUCCAUUAGAGGCACAAUACUUAUCAGCAGCGUGUGAAUUUCUUAGUGAAUCAAAGAAAAUGUUCUAUAUUUCGCUAAAACAUAUUAACAACACCUGGCACAAACCUAAAGACAGAUAGAAUGCGUAGUAAUUAUUUAUAUCAGUGAGAACUUAAUAAUUA